ACGGCGUGGGGGAUGCACGCACGGCCAUGACGGGGCAGCACCACGCCCGCAUCUAAACUCGUGUCCGUUCGUGAGAGAGAUGGUCAUGGCUGAGAAACCAAAAGCGCCCGUGAAAGUGGGCUUUUAUGACAUCGAGAAGACCAUUGGCAAAGGAAACUUUGCCGUUGUGAAGUUGGCAAGGCACCGAAUCACCAAAACGGAGGUCGCCAUAAAGAUCAUAGACAAGUCACAACUAGAUGCCACCAACUUGCAGAAGGUUCACAGGGAAGUGAAAGUACUUAAGACUCUCGACCAUCCCCACAUAAUUAAAUUGUAUCAGGUUAUGGAGUCUAAGAACAUGAUAUACUUGGUGUCAGAGUAUGCGAGCAACGGGGAAAUGUUUGAUUAUAUUGCAAGAUACGGAAGGAUGACUGAACCGAUGGCGAGAAGGAAGUUCUGGCAGAUCCUUUCGGCGGUGGAGUAUUGCCACAACAGAAACAUCGUUCACAGAGACCUCAAGCCCACGCGCAAGUACAUACUCACACACCGGUGCACACAUGCAUAUAUACACACACCGCGAGGUCGGCCGGGCUGGCUGCGUGACGUCAUUGCCCUCGAAGUCUCCCGCUCUCACGUCUGGCCAAUCAGCGAGGAGCUUUCGGAUGACGUCAUCCUGAAGGAAAAUAUGGAGACGACAGGCCACCAAGCCAUUGUGAAGGCCAGCAGAUUCACUCUCACUCGACUCAUGCUUCUUCUUAAGUCGGUUAUUGAUAAGCAUGCCAAGAUAACCUCAGCUCUCCUACUAGUCCGCGAGCACAUCAUAAAACCUCUGCUAACGAUCCAUGUGACAGCGGUGCGCGUAUUAGUCAUCUCGCACUGCAAGUCCUCAAUCACUCUACGAACUGCCAACCGUGCCAUACAGAGAGUCUACUCCUCUCAACUACUCCUCAACAUACAGGUGAAACACGAGGCCACUCAACAUCUCCAAACAUACACGCCCGAAGAAUCGAGUAAGCGCUCUCAGAAAGAUCCGAAAUCCAACUCCAACAGUCCCGAUCGCCUACAAUACUGCGAGCAGCUGGUGAGGAAGAUGCUGGUCCUGGACCCGGUGAGGCGGUACACGGUGGAGCAGAUCAAGCGGCACCGCUGGAUGCAGGCGGAGGAGCCCCCGAGGGUGGCGCUCGACCCGCCCGCCGCCAAGGCCGAGCGAACCACCGACCCCAAUGAGCAAGUCCUCAGGGUUAUGCAGGAGCUCGGCAUCGACGUCACGAGGACGCGGGAGUCCCUGCUCACUGAGGCGUACGACAACUACACUGCCAUCUACCUGCUCCUGCUGGAGAAGCUGAAGCAGCAUCGGUCAUCAUUGCACAGUGAGAAGCACACAGGGCUAGAGCAGCAGCAGCGGCGGCGGCCAUCCAGCGUGGCAGAGGCGGCUAUGAGAAAGAUGUGUGCAACAGGACCUUCAGGCAUGGCGUCGCCUGUGGCUGCACACCUCUACACAAGCCCUAUCUCAGGUUCCUCAAGCAGUCCCCUUGGGAGCGUCAUGUCAGGCAUGGCCACAACAGAGACCACCUCUGCUGGUGUCAUCAGCCCCCUCAUCUCUCAGGACAUGCUGAUGGCCAGGCCCCAUGGCCACACAGGCAGGCUACUACCGGCCAUCCCCGGCGAGCAGGGCAAUAUUCCGUUUAGUACGGUGUCAAAUUUUCAGAGCAUGGCACCGAGGGAGUCCCUGGGUGGGGCCGUGACUGAGGUGGAGGGUGCGGCGACAAGUGUCACACCCCAUGUGUCGCCACCCUUCAGAGAACCGAGCCAGGAAUCACAGUCUGAAUUCCUCACAGGGUAUCCUAGCACAGUACCUGUGAGCAUGGGUAUUCCAGUGGCUCUGAUUGGCAAGAGCUACAGAGAGAAUGAGACUGGUGCCUCCACUUCCAUAGAUGAGGGUGUAGAAGCAGACAUGUGCGACUCAGAAUGCAGUUCAAUUGUUGGAAUGACUCGCAGAGACCACUGUAUGUUGCAGAAUAUUAAGAGUGCCUCACAACAGUCUUCAGAAGCCUCUCAAGGUACAGAUUCUCCACUUGGUAGUGUGACCAGCACAGAAUCAACAUUUGAAAGCUUCGAGUCACAACUGGAGCCGGAUUUAGCGGCUUCUCUUUCCUCAUGUUCUCAUGCGUCCCUGACUGCACGGCCAUCACUGCCUGGUGCAACGCAGCUCCGAGCCAUUCAGCCCCAAACACAGCUGGACCCAAGCACUGAGACGACGGAGAGAUCACACACAAGAUCUCCUGUCAACUUCCGUGAGGGUCGCCGUGCCUCAGAUGGGCUAGUGACGCAAGGAGUCAUUGCAUUCCGCCAAAGACUAAUUGACACUGAGAAGGCAAGAGGCCUGACGGAGCUACACAGUGUCCAGCAAGAGCACCAGGCACUCACAUCACUGUACCAGGCAGCAGCUGUCACAGGGAGUGAGGAGACGACAGCACGACAGCACUACCAGUAUCAACAGCAACAACACUAUCAGUACUGUCGUCAGUGGAGACACUCGUAUGCUGGUUCCGAUGAGAUGAGUCGAGCACCUCUGGUCAGGCAGAGAGUGUCUUUACCAGAUACACUCAGUUUUACUACUCAGAAGCUACUUGCCAAAGAUAAUUCUAAAGAUUCUGAUUAUACAGUAACUAAACCCCUUCAGCAACAGCUAUUCCAACACAGACUUCAGCAGAAGCGCCAGAUACUGCAGAAGCAAGCAGCAUUUCCCAGACAGUCUUUUCCUGUAGGUUGUGAGCUUUCAAGGAGACAGAUGGUUAGACAAGCAUCUUAUAAGCUAGCACAACAACAACCAGUGCUUCCUCCUCUGCCUGCUGAGCUGAGUGCAGCACACCUCCUGGCAGGUCUCAACCAGGCAGACUUGGCAUGCCCAACCAUUGCUGAGCAUGUAGGCAUCACAGAUCAAGAGGAUGAGGGCUGGGAGGCAAACCCAGCUUGGCGGAACCUGUCAUCUUGGAACCCUGAAACUGCAGCCAACUGGCAGACACUUCCUUCCACUUUUGCAGCCUGCCAGAUUAGCGAGGCACAGCAGUCACAACCGCCCGUCUCCAGCACAGACACCAGAACCUGGCCAGGGCUUCAGGCCUGGCAUGGAGGGUGGCAUCAAGGAGGUGGAGCUGUAGGAGCAGCACCGUGGCAGCCUGUUGUUGGUACAAGUAUUUUGCCGCAAACUGUAUGUGAGAGCCCAAUUCUUGAGAUGCCGGAACACAUGGAAACUUGAGACUAACAGUGUUCUGAAAGACAAUUUUUAUAGUGCAGUCAUGGUAAUCAUUUUACCUGAAUAACAUGAAAAGGAAUCCCCUGUGCUGACUGGUUAGGCUUUUUAUGGACCACCUUCAUAAACUAUCAAGACAAAAAGGACAUAUAAUAUAUGAAGAGGAGGAAGUUUGUGUAUAAUGCAGGUCUUCAUAGUCAUGUGAAAGCCUACAGUCUAAGAAUUCAUGGUCUGAUAUCCCGGGAGAGACACAGGAACCCUAACCAAUGCUGGCUGGACCAGACUAAAGAACACUAGAACACUAGAAGUCCAAAACCUGAGCUUGUUGAACUGAAAGAAGCCCAGGUACCCUCAUCCAGGACAGCUGGAGACAGAUCUGCCUGGUUUUAUGUGUAUGUGCAUAGUCUGAUUUCUGCCUGCUAUAUUAGAGAACCUUAGGGGCCCAGGAAGCGUUGGCCAAGCUGGCUGGACCAGAUUUAAAGGGACCCAAUUAGUCUUAUCACAAAUGUCCGUAGUACAGAUCUUCAGUCGUUAAAAAAUUCUAAUCAUGCACUGAGCUCCCUUGAGCUGUUAUACUGAUAUAUCAAAGACCAGUUAAGGAAUGCAGAAAAGUAGAUUUUUUAUUGUGUUAUAUGGCUAAAAUAGAUAAAGAUUUUGUUCUAGUUCUAAUUUAUAGCAGGUAAACCAUAAGGUAUCAAGAUUUCCAUGGUUAUUGUGAUGAAGACAGACCAAAGAUAGGGUGUUAGCAGAGUAAGAGUUGCUGGAUAUAAAUGGAAGGUGUUAAAGGGAUUAUUUAUUUUAAAAAAUGAUGUAUUUGAACAAGACAUUCCACAUAUAUUCGAACAAAAGAAAAGGGAAGAACAGCAGAACAAGCUCAGUGUCGUUCACUGGCAAGUAGAACAUCAGAGCACAGUACAACCAGCCAGAGAGACAUCAGUGGGCAGUGUGAAAAUGUGAGUGCGAGUAAUUUAAUUUGCAUCAUAGUAUGUACUUUGUGGUGACACAGUAGACUCCUCCCCACCUAACCAUCAAGUUCGAACAUGAAGCAUUUUGAGGACAGCUCCAGCUACCAAGAACACGUAAGAGUGCCUCUCAUCUGUUCUUCAUAGGUUUUAAUCAACAGAAUAACACUACAGAUAUUUCAUUGUGUCAGCCUUUGAUAGAUAAGAAUAAAGUUUAUAUAGAACAAAGACAUCUAUAUUAAGGAUUGUUGUUUUUUGUGUCAAGGGUUUUAGACAUUAAUAUUCCCAUUUUCUAUUUUUUGAAUUGGAAGGUUUUAUUUAGAAUAUGGGGUAAACAACUAUUUCAACUUUAUUUAUCAGUUUACUUUCAACCAUGCUGUUGAUGUUAACUAUUGAUGUUAGAUUCAAAAAAUGUUUAAUCCGGAAUCAUUAAAGACGAGAGUAUAAUGCACUUGAAUAAAGAUAAUGAUUAUAGUAUUAAUAAUUUUAAAUUUCUAUUAUUGGGGUGGAAACAGUCAUUAAUAACACAAUGUGAAUUUUAUUUGUUAUAUUUGUAAAACAGUGUGGAUUUUUUGUCAAGGAACAGCUCAUGGUUGUCCCCAAAGCUCAAGUUUGUAAACCACAUAAUUUUCUUCUGCAAAUACCAUGAUUAAUACAUCUGAUGCAGAAGAUGUCAUAUGUGAUACUAUAUUGCCAGGAAAGGCAUUUUUAAAUUGGCUUGGAAGAUGUGCUAAUUGUGAUAAUAAACAAGAGAAAAGAGGGUUCACAAAGUGUGCAGGCUGCAGACACUGCCAGGGAAGUUAGUGUAUGAUCUUAAUGGCAAAAUCACAUCUCAGGAAGGCUCUCGUUGCAUUGUUGCAUGAGAAUCUGCUAGUCAUAAAUGUCUGGUGCAACUACUAAACUGAUUAGGGAAGUGAGUUUAACUGAAAAAGUUUGCUAAAGAACUUGCCAAAGGU
Messenger RNA from Penaeus vannamei (Pacific white shrimp), 5150 nucleotides. Lineage: Eukaryota; Metazoa; Arthropoda; Malacostraca; Decapoda; Penaeidae. The record is from RefSeq and is a predicted model, not a curated record.